CACCUCCACCUCCACCACACUUGGCCUUGCCUUUCACACACCAUGACCACCAUCAACUUCAAGGAUUUCUUCGCUACCAAAAGAAAAAAAAUCUUCUUAACUGCUUUUGCUUCCAUCUUACUUGCCUCCGCUUUCAUCGGCCUUGUCGUCGGCCUCCAUAAAUCCCCAAACUCCACCUCCCACCACUCCACCCCUCUAACCAUCACCGCUUCCGCCGCUCACGCCGUCGUUAAAUCAUCAUGCAGCUCCACAUUAUAUCCAGACCUAUGCUAUUCCACCAUCACCACCCACCCCGACUUGAACAAAAAAGUCAAAACUCAAAAAGACGUCAUCGAGCUUGCUGUCAAUAUCACAGCAACCGCCGUCCAAAAAAGCUCCGACCACAUCAAAAAACUCACCACUCGCAAAAAUCUCACGCCACGCGAGAUCAAGGCACUCAAGGACUGUCUGGAGAUGGUGACCGAGACAUUGGAGGAGCUCCAUGAGGUCAUUCAAGACCUCGAAACCUAUCGAACCAAGAAAUCUCUUCGGCAGCAUGCCGACGACCUCAAAACGCUAAUGAGCGCCGCCAUCACCAACCAGGAAACCUGUCUCGAUGGGUUUUCUCACGAUGAAGCCGAUAAGAAAGUCCGGAAAGAGCUUGAAAAAGGCGAGACGAGGGUGGAGAAGAUGUGCAGCAAUGCAUUGGCCAUGAUUUGUAACAUGACCGAUACAGACAUGGCCGCCGAGAGUCGGCUGAAUGGGAGGAACCUGAAGGAGGAGGAGUCUGUAUGGCCGGAGUGGUUAUCGACUGGAGACAGGAAGUUGUUGCAGUCAGGGACGGUGAGGCCAAACGUGGUGGUGGCUGCAGAUGGUAGUGGUGACCAUAGGACGGUGGCGGCAGCGGUGGCUGCAGCACCGUCAAAGAGCAGCUCAAGGUUCGUGAUUAGGAUCAAGGCGGGGGUGUACCGGGAAAAUGUGGAGGUUCCGAAGGCGAAAACGAACAUCAUGUUCAUGGGAGAUGGAAGAAAAAACACAAUCAUCACCGGAAGCCGGAGCGUAAAAGGGGGGAGCACCACCUUCGAAUCCGCUACCGUCGCCAUUGUAGGUGAUGGGUUCUUGGCACGCGAUAUCACAUUUCAAAACACGGCCGGCGCAUCAAAUCACCAAGCAGUUGCACUUCGUGUAGGCUCAGAUUUAUCAGCAUUUUAUCAGUGUGACAUGUUGGCUUACCAAGACACCCUUUAUGUCCACCGUAACCGUCAAUUCUACAUUAACUGCUUGGUUGCUGGCACGGUCGACUUCAUCUUCGGCAACGCGGCCGCCGUCUUCCAAGAUUGUGACAUCCACGCCCGUCGCCCCAAUUCCGGUCAAAGGAACAUGCUGACAGCCCAAGGCCGCACCGACCCUAAUCAAAACACAGGGAUUGUGAUUCAAAAAUGCAGGAUUGGUGCCACUUCUGAUCUCCAACCGGUGCAAGGGAGUUUUCCAACAUAUCUAGGACGACCCUGGAAAGAGUAUUCAAGAACGGUGGUGAUGCAAUCGACCAUCACCAAUGUCAUUAACCCUGCCGGAUGGUACGAGUGGAGUGGCAACUUUGCCCUCAACACGUUGUACUAUGGUGAGUACCAAAACACGGGGGCGGGGGCAGGGACUUCCGGCAGAGUCAAAUGGAGAGGGUUCAAGGUGAUUACGAGUUCCUCAGAGGCUCAAGGCUUCACCCCAGGAAGCUUCAUUGGUGGGGGAAGUUGGUUAAGAGGAACUGGUUUUCCAUUUUCUCUAGGUUUGUAAGUAAUUAAGAACGUUGUAUGUGUCUAAAUUAAUAAUGAUGGUCUUAAGGAGCAUCUUGUGCUGCUAAAUCCUUGUAAUUUUAUCAUCAUAAAUGGAGUAACUAUCGUUGUCUGAUUCUUGCUUA
Cynara cardunculus var. scolymus (artichoke) is the source of this 1894-nucleotide messenger RNA. Its product is annotated as pectinesterase. Gene Ontology annotation, molecular function: pectinesterase inhibitor activity; pectinesterase activity. The transcript has 2 exons. Gene Ontology annotation, biological process: cell wall modification. The record is from RefSeq and is a predicted model, not a curated record. Lineage: Eukaryota; Viridiplantae; Streptophyta; Magnoliopsida; Asterales; Asteraceae. Bases 43 to 1770 code for a protein of 575 amino acids.